Messenger RNA from Drosophila sulfurigaster albostrigata, 4475 nucleotides. RefSeq lists its product as uncharacterized. Gene Ontology annotation, molecular function: protein binding. The coding region runs from base 733 to 1902 and encodes 389 amino acids. The record is from RefSeq and is a predicted model, not a curated record. The transcript is spliced from 8 exons. Lineage: Eukaryota; Metazoa; Arthropoda; Insecta; Diptera; Drosophilidae.
AUACAAGAAAAACAUAAUGAAACAAUAUCUAUUCAAAUUGACGACGAGUUGCCAUUGCCAUUGCCAGCUUAACACCCAACAGGCGACAAGCGGGCUGUGCUAGCAGUAGUGUUAUUUCGCUCGCACAACAAUCAAUCGAUAAACUUAACAGUGGCCUGCCAACUUGACGCAUUCAAUGUGAGAGCUGCUCACUUAACGAGUAGCAGUCAGAGUCACAGUUGCAGCGCAAACGUUGAAACGUUCACAACGAAACACGGUUGGAGUGCCAUUCAACACGCAAUGCGUGUGUGUGAGUCCAGUGAGAAUGUGAAAUGUGGAAAUGUAAAAUACUACAAGUAAAUGUACAUAAAUAAAUAUAUUGACAAGGAAUUAAUGUGUGAAACGAAUGGCAAAGCCACAACGCGUAAGCUUUUGAGCCGCUGAUAAUCUAAUAUACUUGUGCUUGAUGACAAAUGCAGCAACAACUGAGAGACAAUUAAUACGGAAACCGGAAAAACGUUAAAAACAUUGUGCAUACGCCGUGUGGGCCACCACGAGCAAAGUCAUAAAUGAAUGCUUUUAAUUGCAAAAGAAUGACAUUUGCCCGCAGAAAUACGAAACAAACAAAAUGAAAAUCGUUUGCAAGAACAAUAAUAACGCAAGCAACAAUAAACACAAAAAACAAACAGCUGCAGCCGAAGCAGCAUCCACAGUGAAAAUUGUGAAAAUCGCGAAAAUUGAGCGAACAACAAAAUGCUGCUGAUGCCAACAUCAUGUGGCCCGGGGCCACCAGUGGACGAUGGCGACGCUGCUGUUGACCUUAGCUUAACCCCACACGAACGAUGUGCACGUAUCCCGACCCGCUCCCCCUCCCCCUCUCUCUCCCAUUCCCCCUCUCAAACCCAAUCCCAGUUGCAGUUCCAGAAGCACAACCCAACCAGUCCAACCACGGGCAUUCCCAGAUGGCUUCUAAUGCUCCUCGUGCUCUUUGUCAUUGUGGCCCAAACGCCGCAGCGUCAAGUGGCCGCCGAGAAAAGCAAACACUAUUAUAUGCAAUCGCUGUGCAAGAAUCACUUUCUGCAGCAACUUUAUCGCAAAAUUGACGGAGCUGUACUUUGGUCACAAAACGAACGCAAUCUGGACUGUGUUAUCACCUUUCAGACACAGACGAUUCUGCAGCGCUUCAUGCUACGCUUUGAUAUGCUCCAACUAGACUGCAAUGAUCAUCUGCUGGUCUACGAUGGAGCGCAUGCAGUAUCAACGCCCAAGAUUGACAUCUCCUGUCGCAAUACGAAGAGCACGGUGAACGCGAUAUUGACACGAACGAAUUUCGUGACGCUCAAGUACGUGACCGAUGGCUGGGGAACAGAUGCGAACGGUUUCAAGUUGGUGAUAACAUCGGUGAAGGACCCAAAGCACACGUGCAAGGAUUUCACAUGCGCCACACGCGAGUUCUGCAUCAGUCCCGAUCUGCUCUGCGAUGGCGUCAACCACUGUGGCGACAACUCCGACGAGUCUGUGCAGAAUCUUUGCCAGAAUGAGACAACAAGCACUGUGUUUGGCGUGGACAUGACUUGGUUCGUGCUAAUCGUAGUCGGAGUCUUGCUCGUGCUUAGCGCCCUCAUUGUGGCCAUUGCGAUCUGUGUCUGCCGUCGUCAGGAUGAGAACACUGCCAAUCAGAACACAGCCCUGCAAAUGCAUCACAAUGCGGAUACGAAUGGAUCGUCGAAGCAUCUGCACUUCCAUGGCAUGGGAGUGGGCAUGGGAGGCACGCUAACGAGAGAGCAUACACAACUGCCGCCAGGUUCGGGAAACUGGCAUCACCCUGCGGGACCAUCCGGGUACCACCGCAUUCCACACAAUUACUUGAAGAUGGCCACCAAAGUCCGUCCCAUUUGGUGCUUGGCAAAUUCCGUCAAUUAGGUCAAGAUCUUUCACAAAACUCCGCCGGACUCAGUCAGACGAACAUCGCCGUUGCAGCUGGCAAUCAUCCGAAUGCCAAUGCCGCCAAUGUCGCUGCUGCCCAAAAGGACGAAUGGUUUGUUUAAUUACCAAAUCACUCGAUUCUUUUAAGCAACAAAACAACUGACUUCGGUUCCGGGUUAACUAACACUGGAUCAAUGUGAAAGAACGAAAGCAACAAACAAAACAACCAACUAAAUAAUUGACUUGAGCACAAUAAUCUGCACUUAAUUAAGUGAUUUCAUGGAUAUUUGCAGAGCAUUAAAUGAAGACUGUUUGACUAUAUUUAACAACAAAUAAUGUGGACAUCACCGCGCAGGGUGUAUAUUUAAGAGAUCUACUCGUACCCAGGAAGAAUCUCGAACGCGUUGGGCGAAAUGUGCCGUAAGAACGCACAAUUUUGUCGGAUAACCAAUGCACUUGUAUAUAGAUUAUAAAUAAAUAUUAUAAAAAAAUAAAACAAAAUUAAUUUAAUUAAUUAAUUAAUUGAAAUGAAAUGAAAAAAAAAAUAGCUAAACCCCGAUUAUUGAUACUGAAAUAAACCAAACCCCAAACAAAAGAAAUAUUGCAAAUACAAAUACAAAAGAAAGAUAAUGAUUUUAGAUUAUAGGACAAAAGAAAUGAAGGGUCAAAGUCUUACAAUAAGAGCCUCCAAAGCUACACAAAGGAUCCUUGCAAUUAAUUCAGUUAUAAUUAUUAUUAUAUAGUACUUAUAUAUGGUAAUUGUUAGCACUUUUUUUCGCGCGUAGUAUUCAAUUUGUUUAUGGGAAAUUCUAAACCGAACCGUGAGUAAGCAUCAGAAAUGGACAAAUACUAAAAUAAUCGAUGGCAUUUAAAUGGAUUUUUUGGAACAGUGACACAACGACACAGAAACCGCAAAAAGUAUUAAAGCUCAAUAUGCAAAAUGAUUAAAUGAUAACCAAUUAACUGAUAACCGAUAAAAACAAAAUGAUAAAAUACCAUUAGGAUACAAACAAAAAUACAAAUUCUAAAGAUGAGUGUUGAUUUUGGAUGAAAAUUUGAUCGAAUUCUAAAUAAAUGAAAUAAUAAUACUAUAAUGCGAGUUAUCAUAAAAUGGACACAAGAACAAGAACAACAUAAACAAGGGAUGUAAAUAAGUAGUAGACAAUAUUGAAACAAAAGUAAACAAAAUAUCGAACUACAAGGAACACAUUCUCAUACACUUCAUUGUCAUUGACCAUAGCUUUGAAAACUUAAGAUUUCAAGAGUCAGCAAUCCUAUCAGAGCCCUCAUCAGAUUUCACGAUUCUCGACACUCACAUUCGAAAUAAAAACAAAUCAACGGAUCAACAGCCAAUGCUAAAUGACAAAUUUCUGAGACAUUAAAGGACAAUACGAAACACACACAUUUUUGCUCUUUUUGACAACCAAAAUAACAACAACACCAACAACAAAUAAACAAACAAAAGACACAAAAUGCAUUUUUGAAAGUAAAUACAAAUUAUUGGGAAAUGGGAAAGUAGUCCGCAUACAUUUUUCUACAAUCAAGAACCGAAAUAAAAGUCUAAGAUUUUGCUACAAGUCGAAUGAAUACGAUUUAACUUACACUGUGUAUUAACUAAAGGAAAACUAAACUGCUUCAAGAACGAUUGUAGUACUUCCCGCCGUUAAUAUUUUUUAACUAAAAAAAAACUAAACAAAACGAGAGAAAUAUUUAAAAUCAAAUUCAAUACCUAAUAAAUACGAUUAAUAAUAAUAAUAAUUAACAACUAACAACGCUGCUUACGAUUCGUCUUUCAAACAACUUCCAUUAGACAGUUGAAUACAUUUAUGUUCGUAAAUAAAACUAAGGCAUACAGAGAAAAAAUAUUAAUAUUAAUAUAAACAAGCAACUAAAAUAUUUCCGUUCAUUUCAAAGUUUCUUUAAAUUAAAUUAAAAAUAGCAUUAAAUUAAUAAUACUCAAUAUGUCUAGGCGUUUGUAAAGAUGAAAAGCAACAACAAGAAACUAGCUGCAAUAAAUAAAUAAAUACAUACAUAUGUUCCAACAACAAACUGCUCUUUAAAUAAAUGCCAGAAACUAACCAUACUGAAAUGAUAUAUUAUUAAAUUUGCUUUUAAUCCUAAUAUUUUGAAAGAUUUUGGCUUGUUUCCUACUUACAAAAUUUUGGCAUAAACCAUAUAAAGUAAUAUGAAAAAGAAAUCCAUACCAAUAUUUAUCGUAAAUUAUAGAAUGGUAAUAUGGCAAAAAAGAAUUUUUAACCAAAAUUAUAAGCAAAAACCAAAAAAAGAGCAUUGUAUUAGGCGUCAAAUUUUAGAAACAAAAUGAAAAUAAGAACUCGAAAAUAUCUCAAAAAAGCAACAAAUACUUAAAGUAAUAAAUAAUUAAUCUCAAUUAUUUAAAAAGUGAAAAAACAUAACAUAAAAUUGUUUCAAAUGCCGAAACUAAUUUAUGCAUUACAGGAAUAUUUAAAUAACGAAAAGAAAAAGGAAUAAACAAAGGAGAUAUUUGUAACGAUCGUGUCGUAUAUGAAUGUAGUUAAAAUAUACAAACUAAAAAAAAAAACAAAAGGAAA